Molecule: messenger RNA, 4758 nt
Organism: Trichoderma reesei QM6a
Lineage: Eukaryota; Fungi; Ascomycota; Sordariomycetes; Hypocreales; Hypocreaceae
Exons: 5
Coding region: 1-4758 (1585 amino acids)
Cellular component (GO): eukaryotic translation initiation factor 4F complex
Molecular function (GO): protein binding; mRNA binding; translation initiation factor activity
Source: RefSeq, a predicted model, not a curated record
AUGACGUCGCCUGCGAACCAGCAGACCCCGAUCCCGGCGACCACCACCAACGCUCCUACGGCACCUUCAUAUGCCUCCGCAGCAGGUGCGCCAAAGAAGCCCGCUCAGGCGCCUGUAGUUGCGUCCGGCUCCAACGCCCCCCUGGUGGUCGGCUCGUCUGCCCCUACGGCUUCGGCACAGAAUGCCAAGGCUGCCUCUUCGCCAUCUCCAGUGAACGGCAAGCAGCCCGUCCCUCCUGCGGUCCCCACCGUCGCCCGCAGCUCCUUCAACGGCUCCGGCCCCGAUCACUUUCGAAAAGGCUCCGUCACCAUGGCUGCCAACGGCCCCAGCGGCUUCGUCCCCAACGGCGGCUCCAUUGCCGGUGCCAAGUCGGGCAUCCAGUUCGGCUACGACUCGCCCGCCAUGGGCCACAGCACUCCCCACGUCGGCCACUCUGCGCCCAUCCCUGUCCCCGAUGCGAACAACCACCACCGAGUGCCUUCGCCCGCGCACUCUCCGGCCCCUAUCCCGCAGCCCUCCGCUAGCGGUGGCCGACCUCCCUCUAGCCUGCAGCAGCCGACCAACCAGAUGACCUUUGGCAGUCUCGGCAGCGAUGGCGAUCGCCACAUGAGACAGGGCUCCGUCCCCCCGAACCCGAACCUGGCCAACCAGUCAGGCGCACACUUCCGCCGCGAGUCGAGCCAUUCCGUGCAGAGCGACAGCAGCCGUGGCAACUUUGGUCCUCAGAACAACCGAAACCGAAACUCGUUCAACCCGCACGCCACCCAGUUCAACAACCAGAUGGGCUUCCCUCCCCAGAACCAGUUCCGAACUCCUGGCCAGAACCGCGGCAUGCCUCCGUCGUUCCAGCCUAACCCUCGAGGCUACCCGAACUCGCCCCAGCCCGCCCGCAGCCCGGCCCUCGCCAACCUCGUGCCCUCGCUCCCCGGCACCCCGAACAUGCCUCCGGCGACGAUGCAGCCUAACAUGGCCAUGCCGAAUGCUCCUGCGUACCACUACCCGCCACCGAUUCCGGCUUCUCACCAGCAACAAGUACAGUACCCCUUUCCUGCAGUAGCCGCCAAAAUGCAUUCCAAGCCCAGUUACAAAAAGUCAAAGAGCCGUCGUGAGUACGACAGGCACUUUAGCCAGGGAAGUCCCUUGGACACCGCACAUGACGCCCCUACCAGCGCCGCUUGGCCGCAGCAGCAACAGCAGCAGCAGCAUCACCAACGCCGCUUUGGUAGCCAAGGCCAGCGUGCAGAUACACAGUGGCGUGCCCACGACAAGAACAACAUGCGUCCGAUUUCGAGUGGAAUUCAAAAGGACGGCCCUUCCUCCCCCUCUCUUCCUCUUGUCGACGCUCCACUCAGUCACCCAAACUCGCUUGAUCUUUCUCCUGAAAACGGAGGUUUCGAACUUUGGCUAACUUGGAAGAAUCAGACUUACGGUUUCCCCCCGCAGCAGAUGAACCAAUAUGGCCAGCCCAUGACCGUGCCGUACUACGGCGGCGCCAUGCCCUACAUGGGCCCUCCCCAGCCCGGCGCUCAAGCUUAUAACCAGCAGUUCGCGCCCCCUACUUUCCACCAGCAGAGCCACAGCAUGUCCCGAACGCCCUCGCAGCCUGAGCGACCUGCUAGCGCCAGCCAGCCCAGCCAGCCGGCCAUUGUCUCGUCAAACCCCAAGGCUCUCAACGCCCAGGCCAACCCCAACAGCUUCGUCAAGCCCAGGAAGAGCGCCGCGGUUCAAAUUAAGAAUCUUGCCGGCGAGGUGGUUGAUACCUCUACUUUCAAGCAGCCCGCUUCUCCUGUUCCCGCCCAAACUAGGACUCCCCCCGUUAUCGCGGCAUCCACACCGCCUCAGCAGAAGCUCGACGCGCCCAGCCAUGCCCGCACCGACAGCCAAUCGCCCAGCAAGACAGCCAAGGAGAUUCAGGAAGAAUUGAAGGCCAAGAUUCAGGCUGAGAUUCGCGCUGCUUCAGAAAAGGCGGCGAAGCAGGAGGCCGGAGCCAAGGCCGGAGCCGCUGAGGACGCCAGCGCCAAGAAGGCUGAAGCUGCGGAAGCAAAGCCUGAGGCGACACCCGACGUCAAGCCCGAAGAGCCAAAGGCCGAGCCCGCCGAAACCAAGGCCGAGGCAAAGGCUGAGCCCCAACCCGAGGCCGCUGCCAAGGCUGAGGCGCCGGCGCCCGAGAAGGCGGCUGAGAAACCUGCCGAAGAGCCCGCUGAGAAGGCAACUGAGAAGGCGGCCGAGAAGCCCGCUGAGACGCCCGCCGAAGCUCCCAAGGCUGAGGAGCCCCCUGCGAAAUCGGAGGAGCCCGCCAAGAGUGACGAGCCAGAGGAAGACGAGCUCGAGCGCAUCAUUCGGGAGAUGGAAGAGGCCGAAGCCAAGCGCGAAGCUCAGGAGGAGGAGCAUCGUAAGAAGAGGGAGGCCGAAAAGGCAGCGCAGAAGGCCGCCGAGGAGGCGAACCAGAAGAAGAAUGCCGAAGAAGCGGACCGCAAACUGCGAGAGCAGGAACGCGAGAUGGAGCGACUUGAAGAAGAGAAGGAGAGGCGACGUGAAGCCGCCGAGUCCUCCGGCAAGACCCUCUCCGUCGCUGAAGCUCUGGCUCAGAUGCGUAGUGGUAACGCCCCGGACAAGAAAGACGAGCCCGCCUCUGUCGAGGCCGUUGCCGACAAGCUUGCCGACUUUAGCAUCGCCGGCGACAAGUCUGGCGACGCUGCCGGGCAGAAGGAGAAGCGAGUUGCCAAGCCCGCCGCCCUCAACCUGGCGCCCAUCAAGACCAGCGCCGUGGAGCCUCCCCAGCCCAGCGCCGCGCUGCAGUCUCUCAAGUCGGCUCGUUUCCUGCAGGUGAUGGACCAGGACAUCUACCCCGAGGGCAUCAAGUCCCCCAACCCGGCUCUCAACGCCGCCGUCGCCAAGAAGGGCAAGACGUUCAAGUACGACGCUGCCUUCUUGCUCCAGUUCCAGAAGGUCUUCACCGAGCAACCUUCGCUCCAGUUCCACCAGCAGAUUAAGCAGCUGAUUGGCGAUGGCGACGGCAACCGCUCUGCAUCGCGCGGCCAGACGCCCAGCUCGGCCAGACAGGGAUCCCGCGGAGGAGGCGGCUUCCCCGGCGGCUCCUUUGGUGUCCCCGGUGGGCGCACUCUGCCUCCCGGCACCACGUCCGCCGACCGCAUGGCCAUUGCCAGCGGCGCCCUGCCGCGGCCGCAGGUCAACCCGAUGGCGUCGUUCCAGCGUCCUGGCGCUGCCUUCCCUGCCUCGUCGUCCAUGUCCCGUACCUCUUCCCAGAACAUGCGCAACAACCUGCCCAACUCCCCACGCCAGUCCAGCCGAUCCACCCGCGGCAGCCGUCGCAACGACAUGGCUGCCAAGGAGGCCCAGGCUGCUAAGACCAUGCCUCUCACGGCCGGCCAGGAGGUCAAGCCCAUCACCGUCUCGGCCUCUGGAUGGAAGGCCAGCAGCCUGGGUAAGGCACCCUCUGCCGCCACUCCUCAGCCUGGCCAGCUCAUGGACCCGGAAAUGGUUCAGCGAAAGGUCAAGGCCGCUCUCAACAAGAUGACUCCGGAGAACUUCGAGCGUAUUUCGGAGCAGAUCCUGGCCAUUGCCUCGCAGUCCAAGGAUGAGACGGACGGCCGGACUCUGCGCCAGGUCAUCCAGCUCACCUUUGAAAAGGCCACCGACGAAGCCCACUGGGCCUCCAUGUAUGCCAAGUUCUGCAAGCGGAUGCUCGAGACCAUGAGCCCCGAUAUUCGCGACGAGAACAUCAAGGACAAGAACGGCAACGUGGUCAGCGGCGGCAACCUGUUCCGCAAGUACCUCCUCAACCGAUGCCAGAAGGAGUUUGAGCGUGGCUGGACGACCAACCUGCCCGAGGCUCCCAAGGACACCGAGGAGGGCGAGAAGAAGACUGGAGAGGCGGCCAUGCUGUCUGACGAGUACUACGCCGCCGCCGCCGCCAAGCGACGAGGCCUCGGUCUCGUCCAGUUCAUCGGAGAGCUGUUCAAGCUGGGCAUGCUUACUGAGCGCAUCAUGCACGAGUGUGUCACCAAGCUUGUCGAUUACAAGGGAAUGCCCGACGAGGCCGAGAUUGAGUCUCUCUGCAAGCUGCUGCGCACUAUUGGUGCCAACCUCGAUGAGACGGACAAGGGCCGUCCUCUGAUGGACAUUUACUUCCAGCGUAUCCAGGGAAUGGCCGAUCUGCCCGAGCUUCAGAGCCGUAUGAGGUUCAUGCUUAUGGAUGUUAUCGACCUCCGAAAAGCCCGCUGGGUCUCGAAGGAGGGCAACAAGGGCCCCAAGACUUUGGAAGAAGUCCGCGCCGAAGCGGAGGCUCAAUCAGCUGCCAAGGCUCAGGAAGCGGCACGAACGAGCCAGCGUGGCGGUCCUGGUGGUGGCCGACCCCCUGCUGGACGCGGCGAUGCUCGUGGCUUCUCCGGAAGCUUCAACCAGCCCAGCAACCAGGUGGGCAUGGACGACCUCCGACGUCUCAAGGGCUCGUCUGUCAACAGGACGUCAAGCUCCAACGUCACCCUUGGUCCCACAUCGAUGCUGUCCUCUCGUAGCAACAGCGGACGGCGGUUCGGACCUGGCGGCGCUCUCGGCCGUGGUGGCGAUGACUCCAACAGCUCGUCUCGCGCUGGAACCCCCGGGCCUACAAGCUCCAAUGCCUUUAGCUUGCUAGCCACUAUGGAUGAUGGCCACCCGGCCUCCCCCCCGUCUGCUGGACCCUCGCCCCUCAUGGCCAAGGCGGUUCCCGCCACGGACAAGAAGGACAAUGAAUGA